UUUGACGACGCUGGUGACGGACUCACGCUCGAUGUCAGCAACGCCCGCGGCUUUAAAUGCUCCUCGUGCGGGCGCAGCUCCUCCUCUGCGCGCCCACGGAAUUUGGAGCAGAGCAGACCUCAUUCUCCUCAUCAUCACCAUCCUCCUACCCAUAUUCUUCCUCUAUUAAUUUCUUUUUUUUUUUUUAACUCUCCCUCUUUCUUGCUCCGUCUCUUUGGAUAUCUACCUGGAACGUCUCACUUGGGGGAGGGUUGCAAGUCCCAGGUGGAAGCCGCAAGCUGGUGAGUGACAUGGCCGGUCGGAGAGACUGAGAAGCUCCAGCGGACUUCCAUUGCGCGCACAAGCCGACGAGGAGCCGUUGGGUGCGGGACCCGCGAGAUGGAUGAACCCCCUUGUAGAUGUUUACUGGGCGCUCCGAUGAAGAUUGACGCGACGGGAGGGUUCUAGCCAGAAAAGGAGAGCGUUUUUGCAGAGGAAAUAAUGCACAGAGCGUGGAUCCUCCUCGUUCUCAUAGAAGAGGGCCUCGCUCUGGCACAGAGAACUAAAGACUCCCUGAGCGACAAUGGCGUCCAGAGCCCGAACCAGAAUGAUUGCGGCACGUGGGUACGCAACAUCAACGGCGGCGUGUUUACGUCGCCAAAGUACCCUGACACGUACCCGCCUAACAAGGAGUGUGUCUACAUCCUGGAAGCACUACCCAGGCAGAGGAUCCAGUUGACGUUUGACAAGAACUACUACAUCGAGCCGUCCUUCGAGUGCCGCUUCGACCACAUCGAGAUCCGCGAUGGGCCCUUCGGCUUCUCGCCUCUUAUCGACCGGGUGUGCGGAGGGAAGAACCCGGGACUGCUCACCUCUACCGGGCGCUUCAUGUGGAUCAAGUUCACCAGCGACGAAGAACUGGAGGGUCUCGGAUUCCGUAUCAAGUACACGUUUGUUGCAGACCCUGACUUCCAUCUGCAUGUGGGGGGACUGUUAAACCCAAUCCCGGACUGUCAGUUUGAGCUCAGCGGCUUCGACGGGAUCAUUCGCUCCAGUCAGGUGGACGAAACCAAACGGGUCAAGCCGGGAGAUGCCCUGGACUGCAUCUGGACCAUCAGGGCCCCCCCUCAGUCCAAGAUCUACCUACGCUUCAUGGAGUACCAGAUGGAGCACUCCAACGAGUGCAAGAAGAACUUUGUGGCCAUCUACGACGGCAGCAGCGCCAUCGAGAACCUGAAGGCCAAGUUCUGCAGCACGGUGGCCAACGAUGUCAUGCUGGAGAACGGCGUGGGCGUGGUGCGCAUGUGGGCCGACGAGAAGAGCCGACUCAGCCGCUUCCGCCUGCUCUUCACCUCCUUUGUAGACCCCCCUUGUUCGGCCAACACCUUCUUCUGUCACAGCAACAUGUGCAUCAACAACUCACUGGUGUGCAAUGGUGUCCAGAAUUGUGUCUACCCGUGGGAUGAAAAUCACUGCAAAGAGAAGAGAUCCGGGGGUCUCUUUCACCAGAUCACCAAGACCCACGGCACAGUUAUUGGUGUCUCAUCCGGGAUCGUUCUUGUUCUUCUUAUCAUUUCUAUUCUGGUCCAAAUGAAGCAACCACGGAAAAAGGUGGUCGCCCGCCGGCCAGGUGUCUUCAACAAAGCGGGUCUCCAGGAGGUCUUCGACCCACCUCACUAUGAGCUCUUCUCUCUGCGUGACAAGGAGAUGUCGUCCGACCUGGCCGACUUGUCAGAGGAGCUGGACAGUUUCCAGAAGAUGCGGCGCUCGUCCACCAUGUCACGCUGCGUACACGAGCACCACUGCGGCUCGCAGGGCUCUGUUGGGACGGGCGGCGGCAGCAUGAAGCACAGCCGCACCACGCUGAGCUCCAUGGAGCUAUCCUACCACAACGACUUCUCCAAACCACCACCCAUGAAGACCUUCAACUCCACCGGCACCUAUAAGAAGAGCUGCUACGGCUACAAGCAGCACGGGCAGAGUCACGACUGUGACCAGCAGGUGAUCGAGGACCGCGUCACGGAGGAGAUACCCUGCGAGAUCUACAACCGAGGUGGCGGAGCUACAGGUGGCCUCGGCGGGGCAGUGGGCAUCACGGGGGGAGUGGCCAUGGCUGGAGGUAUGGGGAUGGCGGGCGGCGUGGCCAUGGCCGGGCCCAGUGGCAUCGCCGGUGGCAUUGGCGGUGGGAUGGGAGGAGCCUGCGGCACACUCACCAUCCGUGGCACCAGCAGCCGGAACAGCACCUCAGUGGUGGACCCACAACAGCGCUCCAUGUCCAUGGACUUCUAGGAGGAGAAUCUUACCUUGCGAGGUUGGAAAAAUGGGAUGAAGGAACCAGAACAGAACCUCUGUGGUCCACUACCAACAUCAAUCCAUGUCCAUGGAAUUCUUGAGGAACAAUGUGUGGUUGAAAUAAAAAAGGGAAUCAAGAAAGCAGAACAGAACAUCAGUGGCCACCUACCAACAGCGCUCCAUCUCCAUGAACUUAUCGAAGGGGAAUUUUCUCACCCUUGGAUGGCAAAACCUGUUCCAUUGAACCAGAACAACCAAGAUGGUCCGAAUCCAGACAUGCAUGCUUGGUCCAUGCAAUCAGCUCGACAGAAGAACCCAAUGAGAGAUUUUCUGAACUUGUUACAACCAUUCACCUGGCCAUGCAUAGGUAUAACAGAUAUACAUGUAUAUUUAAUAUAGUGACUUCAAAUAAUUUAUUUGAUUUAUUUUUUAUUAUUAUUAUUUUGGUGCGUGUUCCUUAUCUGUCACAACUAGGAUUUAUUGACCUUGUAACAUGGAGGGAAUUGAUGGGAUCCCCAAAGCUCUCAACGGAUCGGUCUUUUGGUUAUAUCCAAGUAGAUUAGUCCAAAGUUCACCUUGUCUGCUCACAAUCACCUGAUCUGUUUCUCCCCUCGCCGAGUUGGGUUGCAUUACGACAAACCCCUGUGACGCAAGACUCAUCACGGUCACAGGAACGCUAAAAGAAAGUAGUUUAAGGUACUGCUGGACAAUCGAACGCACCAGCACAUUGCCAAAUGCACUUUAAGCAAAGACUUGACCAAUAAGUCAGCAGUCACCAUUGCUGACUCUUGUCAUCUGUAUCAUCAUUAUAAUAUUAAGGGUCUCUAAACCUGACUGGUUCACAACCAGAACCUUCUGGAGUUUCUUCCAAACUGUUCAGUAUUUGGGGAGGUCUCGUUCAACGCCACUAUUAUUAUGCUUCGGGUCAUUUAGUUUACAAUUGGACCGUGCCAGAGUUUUUUUGGAAGAGUUCCGUUUGUUCUAGGUUGGGCCCACACCUGAUUUCCAUUCGUGUGUUCACACAUCACAGAACAAAUCACAUUAAUCUGGAACACCAACCAGAGUUCGAAUAAAAGGGACCAAAUUGUGUUUGUGUGUGUGUUAGUGUGGUUAGUUGUGGUGUGUAUUUUUUUUUUUCGGUUGAGGGGGUCACCCAAAUUCAGAAACUGGAUUUCACUGAGUUCAUUUGGAAGCUUUCAGUUUUGAGGGUCUCAGACCAGUUCCGGACUGACCAAACUAACAUGACAGAGGUUCAAAAGUGAAAUACUAUGUGAAAGCACCCCUAAAUGAGGUUAAAUAUUUGCAUUAGUAACUGACUCAAUGAACUGCAGCUAGGUUAUAAUGGACCAACCAUAGGCAAAACAUAAAAUGGACCAAAGUGUGAAAGGACCUUUCAAAGUCGUAGUAUGUUUGGUUUGGUCUGAACUGGAGUUCCGGAUUUGAUCAAAUGAACCGCACAGAGUGUAAACCCAAAUUAUAGCCUACGGUCUUAACUGGAGUAGAAUUAGCAGUGUUUCGUGCUGGUUUGGAAGCGCCCUUAAGAAGUUUUGGCUGUGAUGUGACUCACCAGCGCCGUCUAACGGAAACGCUCGGUAUUACAAGACAUGUCCGAAUAUCCUUUUGUAUCUUUAGCAGUGCUGUGUGGCUGACUCACUGAAUCCACUUGUGAUGGAGUUUGACAUGCUUUGUUGAAAUGGCAGCCCUGCUUACCUCACACAUCCACACGCAGACAUAACGCCUAGCGCUCCGCCACGGAAAGAGCACACCAAGAGACUCUUAUUUUGGUAAGAGGAAAGUGUUUUUAUUUUUGAAUCCCCCCUUGAGAAAUGUACAAGCACAACGUCCCCUCAAGAAAUGAUUGACUUAAUCACAAUGUAUGAUUUCAUUCUAUUGGAUUGGAAGAGAACCUGCGGACCAGCCUGUGGGAGCUUCAUUGUACAGUGCUAUAAAAGUGUCAAAUAAAUGCCUCACCCCUAAUA
Syngnathus acus (greater pipefish) is the source of this 4250-nucleotide messenger RNA. RefSeq names its product neuropilin and tolloid-like protein 2. Gene Ontology annotation, molecular function: protein binding. The transcript has 10 exons. The coding region runs from base 481 to 2268 and encodes 595 amino acids. NCBI's taxonomy places the organism in Eukaryota, Metazoa, Chordata, Actinopteri, Syngnathiformes, Syngnathidae. The record is from RefSeq and is a predicted model, not a curated record.